Messenger RNA from Manis pentadactyla (Chinese pangolin), 6040 nucleotides. It is a transcript of the gene ZBTB7C, whose product is annotated as zinc finger and BTB domain containing 7C. NCBI's taxonomy places the organism in Eukaryota, Metazoa, Chordata, Mammalia, Pholidota, Manidae. Gene Ontology annotation, biological process: regulation of transcription by RNA polymerase II. The transcript has 5 exons. Gene Ontology annotation, molecular function: DNA-binding transcription factor activity, RNA polymerase II-specific; RNA polymerase II cis-regulatory region sequence-specific DNA binding; protein binding. The record is from RefSeq and is a predicted model, not a curated record. The coding region runs from base 1889 to 3748 and encodes 619 amino acids.
CGCAGCGCGGCUCAGGUUAAGCGCAGCCUCUGUAGGAGUCUAAGGAAAGCAAACUCCCGCGUCUGAGGGAGAAGCCCCUGAGAGGACCGACCCAUCGAUAUCCGAGGGUACAGUCCUCGAUGUUGCGUCAGGGCAGGUUGCAAAAAGGUAGAGGAAAAAGCCGGCUGUGUGCCCGGAUGCUGGUGGCCAGAAUGUCUGUCCGAGCGAAGCCUCCUCCGCGACCGCUCGCGCCUCCCUCCCAGGACGAGAACCACCUUCUCUUCCCUCCGAUGGGCCCUUAGCGCCGUCCGUCACCGCUCGGCGCAGCGCCUCCAUUCCACCUAGACUCUCCCACCGGUACAGUAUCCCCUGGGGCGGGGCUUGGCUGGACGGGGCGGAGCCAAGCCCUCCCAGGGCCCGCCCCUUGGCUGCGUAGCGGGAUAAUUGGAUGCAUCAGAAGGCCUUCUAAGGCUGUCCAGGGGAGUGACGGGUGGCCCGUGCUGGUCCCCAGCGCGCGGGGUGCGGUGUGCGGGGGUCCCUAGACCGCGAGGGGCGGAGGAAGCUGAGCCCGAGCGGCCUCUAGAGUGAGGUUGCCCUCAGGAAUCUGGGUGCUCUGGAAUGCUGCAAGCCUGUGGUUUCUCGUGUCGGAGAGGCGUCUUUCCAAGCUCGCUGGCAUCCCGAACGCAUUUGGGAAACUUCUCGUCCCCACUCCUUGCUCCUUACUUUUGGGUGGGAAAGCAGUUGCUGAGUUGUUUUAUUUCCUCCCUCAAUCGGACUUUGUAAAAAUAACCGUGUGCCGGGGCUGCUGAGCCAAGUUCUGCCUCACCGCUGCUCUAGGCCGGUUGUGGACCUAAAAAUACCCGGCGGUCGGGAGCCUGUGCUCCGGGUGCGGGCGGGUCGGGCCGGGCCGCAGAGGGCGUCUGGAGACCGGAGAAACGGCCACCGCCUGGCCCCUCGCCUCGGCCGGGGCUGUCCCUUUAAAUCCUGGAGGAGGCAAACAGAAAAAAGGAAAGAAAGAAAAAAGCCCUGAGCGGAUGGUGGCUCUGCCCGGCCCCCCACUCCGCCCCCGCGCCGGGUCCUGACAGCCGCCCGCCGCCUCCGCGGGUCCUGGGCGCCCCCCGCGCAGCGCCGCCCAUCGCCACAGUUACUGUCAAAAUAGAAAUUAAGCUGAGCCGAGGAGGACGUUGAGACGCAGCAAGUGCAUGUGUGGCAGGGCGGGGAGGGGCGCUGAGGAGGGGGCGGGCGCGAGGGAGAGGCGACCGGAGACAUCCGGGCCCUUUAGCCCAGUGCGCCCCCCGAGCGGGUGGCGCGGGCAGCGCGGGCGCCGGCCUCGGGGCGCGGGGCUGACAGCCGCGGCGCGGGAGGCGGGGCGCGAGGAGGGCGGAGGCGCGGCGCGGGGAGGAGUUGCCCGCGCGAGCGCUGCAGCCGCUCUGCCCCACACCGGCCGGCGCAGCCCCGCCACGAGACUCUGACAGCCGCGCGGCCCGGGCUGCUCGGGAGCACAGGGACCGACGGACCGCGUCGGUGGCGGCGGAGGAGGACGCGAGGACCGCGGCCCUGCGCCGAGUGCGGGAGGUGCGCAGCGCUGGCGGCGCGCAGAGAUCCCCUCUGAAGCUACUGGGAGCUCAGAAGGUGUCACCACCCCUGAGGAGUGGGCCGGCCCCAGGAGAGCAAGAAGGGAUGAUGUGGAGCCCACCCAGGGCCUGAGCUGUGAGCAUAACCCACAGUCUGUUGGAUUUGACACCUCCAAGUCAGGGGUCUGCACUACUAGGCAGACUCUAGAAGAAUUGAUGCUUUGGCCCCCACCAACAUGUACAUGGUGUAAUGACAGGAAAUGAGCAGGUUUGCGGAGAGGCUGCUGGCCUGAAAUUUAAGACGAAGGCAUCGUUGCUUGGCUCUGGCUGAGAACAUGGCCAAUGGCAUUGAUGAGCUCAUUGGCAUUCCCUUCCCCAACCACAGCAGCGAGGUCCUGUGCAGCCUGAAUGAGCAGCGGCAUGACGGCCUGCUCUGCGACGUGCUCCUGGUGGUGCAGGAGCAGGAGUACCGCACCCACCGCUCCGUCCUGGCUGCCUGCAGCAAGUACUUCAAGAAACUCUUCACGGCUGGCACCUUGGCCAGCCAGCCCUACGUCUACGAGAUCGACUUCGUGCAGCCCGAGGCUCUGGCCGCCAUCCUGGAGUUCGCCUACACCUCCACGCUCACCAUCACCGCCUCCAACGUCCAGCACAUCCUCAAUGCUGCCAGGAUGCUGGAGAUCCAGUGCAUUGUGAACGUGUGCCUGGAGAUCAUGGAGCCUGGGGGGGGCGGGGGGGAGGAGGACAAGGAGGAUGAUGACGAUGACGAGGAUGACGAGGAGGAGGAGGACGAAGAGGAGGAGGAGGAGGAGGAGGAAGAGGAGGAGGAUGAUGACACGGAAGAUUUUGCUGAUCAAGAAACUCUGCCUGAGCCCCCGGACAUGAGCUGCCACCAGAGCCCCUCCGAGGCAGACCACCUCCCCGCGAAGGCCUUCUCAGAGCCGCCCCGAGCCUUCCCCGGCGCCUUCCCGGCCGGCGGCCCUGGCCCUCUGGGCGUGAUCCGGGACUUCUCCAUUGAGUCUCUGCUGAGGGAGAACCUGUGCCCCAAAGCCAGCAUCCCUGACCGGAGACCUUCCUUAUCUCCGUUUGCCCCGGACUUCUUCCCACACCUCUGGCCAGGGGACUUCGGGGCCUUUGCACAGCUGCCCGAGCAGCCCAUGGACAGUGGGCCCCUGGACCUGGUCAUCAAGCACAGGAAGAUCAAGGAGGAGGAGAAGGAGGAGCUGCCCCCACCCCCACCGCCGCCCUUCCCCAACGACUUCUUCAAGGACAUGUUCCCGGACCUUCCUGGGGGGCCGCUGGGCCCCAUCAAGGCGGAGAAUGACUACGGUGCCUAUCUCAACUUCCUGAGUGCCACCCACCUGGGGGGCCUCUUCCCACCCUGGCCUCUGGUAGAGGAGCGCAAGCUGAAGCCCAAGGCCUCCCAGCAGUGCCCCAUCUGCCACAAAAUCAUCAUGGGGGCCGGGAAGCUGCCGCGCCACAUGAGGACCCACACGGGGGAGAAGCCAUACAUGUGCAACAUCUGCGAGGUCCGCUUCACCAGGCAGGACAAGCUGAAGAUCCACAUGCGGAAGCACACGGGGGAGCGGCCCUACCUGUGCAUCCAUUGCAACGCCAAGUUCGUGCACAACUACGACCUCAAGAACCACAUGCGCAUCCACACGGGUGUGCGGCCCUACCAGUGUGAGUUCUGCUACAAGAGCUUCACGCGCUCCGACCACCUGCACCGCCACAUUAAGCGCCAGAGCUGCCGCAUGGCACGGCCCAGGCGCGGCCGCAAGCCUGCGGCCUGGAGGGCGGCCAGCCUGCUCUUUGGGCCUGGCGGCGCGGGUGCUGAGAAAGCGGCCUUCGUGAUGCCGCCGGCACUGGGUGACGUGGGCGGCCACCUGGGUGGGGCGACCGUGUGCCUCCCGGGCCCCAGCCCCGCCAAGCACUUCCUGGCGGCGCCCAAGGGCGCGCUGAGCCUGCAGGAGCUGGAGCGGCAGUUCGAGGAGACGCAGAUGAAGCUGUUCGGGCGCGCCCAGCUGGAGGCCGAGAGGAACGCGGGGGGCCUGCUGGCCUUCGCGCUGGCCGAGAACGUGGCGGCCGCGCGGCCCUACUUCCCGCUGGCCGACCCCUGGGCCGCGGGCCUGGCGGGCCUCCCGGGGCUCACCAGCCUCAACCACGUGGCCUCCAUGUCUGAAGCCAACAACUAGGCUGGUCCUUGAAAACCCCAGUCCAGCAGCCCUGUCCCUCUCCCACCAGGCCAACCCUGCCCCACCCAAGGGGUCUGAGCUUUUUAUUCAACAUCACAGAGGAAAAAGGACAGAACAGUAGCAGCAGCCGCGAUAUGUUCCAGGCCUGAGGCGGCCGAGCCGCCUUCCUUUUGCUGGUGUCCAAGACGGGCAUCUCCAUGCAAAGGGCCUGGAGUUCAGGGCCUGGCCUCUCCCUGACCUCUCCCUGGUCUCUCUGGCUUUCACACACUCAUACAGGCCCAAGCCCAGAGGAGGCCACAGGCUGGGUGCCCAAGAGCACUUUGGCAUGUGUGGAAGCUAGCUGGAGGGAUGUGGCUUGGCCCAAGCAGACCAGAUGAAGCAGGGAUGAGGGCAAGGGCCUGGGGGCACACACCCUGGUUGAGCCCCACCACCCUGUGGCAGAGUCCCUACAGACACUGCUCUGAUGGGUCAUUUUUCCUAUCUCCAAUGGUCCUGGGAUCCUUAUGGGAAAUGCCCUACUGGCAGGGAGGCCUCCUGGAGUCCAGAGCAAAGGUUUGGAGUCCAGGCCCACUUUCCCUUCACUGUCCUGUGACGUUGGACAGGUCAGCCAUCUGUACCCUGGUUUCACCCUGCUAUGAAGUGGGGCUGGUGAUUUAGUUUCCCCUCUUCCACCCUCCCAUGCAUACAUACGUACACACCUGUCCCUCCAAAGAGAAUUGCUGAGAAUGUAGGAGCUUUGCAUUCCUAAAGUCCCUGGAGAAACCGUCUAUUUUACUGGAUUUAGUUUUAGCACAUCCACCUUUACUUUAGCCCAGGUGAGAAAUGUGGUCAAACUAAACAGGGGUGACAGAGAGUUGGGGUGAGGCUUAUCCACAGACCCCAGGCAGCUCUAGAGAACUCCAAAUACCACCCUCCUUCCUAGGCAGGCCGCUGGGGCUGAGGGAUGACUAGUUAGCAUUUACCCCAAUUCCACAUGCCCCCUCCAAUGCCGUGGGUCUCUUGGGACCUCUGGGGCCAACAAGAAGGGUCGGGGCCGCCUCUUAACACCUGGCAGCUGCCUCCCUCCACUCUGAUUCCUGGAAACAGACCUGACGUUUGCUUUUCGAGCUACGGGUUUCUCAGGGCUUUGGCACUGCUGGUGAUCACCCCCUGCACUGUGUUUGAACACCGGCAGCCUCUCCCGUGUCCCUCCAGGCGAGAAGCUGGAGUGUUCGGCUCCCGUCAGUGCAGGGAAGCAGAGCCUUGGCUCCAAUGUGGGCUUGAAGGGCUCUGUGAGUUAGGCAUGUCCACACACCCUCCGUGGCCCUUGCGUUUGGAGCAGAUCCUGAGAAGGAAGACAGCUCUGCUGGUCCAGUGCCUUCCUGAUCUUCUCUCCCCCUUCCUGCCUUCCAUCCCUCUUCCUGCUGAGUUUGCUUUGGUCUCAGAAGCCCAGAAGGGAGGGGAGUUCAUGUGCAUGGAUUGCCCACAGCUGGAGUCCCCAGUCCAGGAGCUGUGGGCACAAACGACUUCGGCUCUUCCCAUUGCCUUGGCUUCUCCCUCAGCAAAUACAAGAAACAAAAAGGCCUGAGAAGACCACAGACUCUGUCACUCUCCCAGCUCCGCAGAGGAGACCCCUGACUCCACAUACCACCAGAUGCCGUGCCAGCCCGAGGGAACUGCUUCUGACACCCUCUCGUCUUCAGAUGUCAUUUGCCUUGGCAGCCACCUCUAAGAUUCCUGUCUCCAUUUCUGACACUUGCCUCUAGGACUCCCCAGCCAACAUGCCCAGUUUCCCCCAUCAGCCAAGGGACUGGGGCUGACCCAAACUUUAAAAGAAAGCAAGGAAAAAUGAACAAAUUGGGAUCCGGUGGUGUUGGGGCUUUUGUUUUUAUUUUGUAAAGGUAAUGACUUCUUAUAAACUCAAUUUUUCAGAUGACUGGUUAGUUCUUUUUGUGUUCUCUUGGCUGCAGCUUGGAGCUGUACACUGUAAAAUGCCCAGAGAUGCCGAGUCCUGUGUGAUCGAGAAGAACAUGAAGCGAUUGGGUUGGGGGAUAGGGGUGGUUGUUUGGUUGACAUUUUUUUUUUCUGGAUGUUUCGAUUUCCCUGUCUGUCUGUGGGAGAACUUUGGAAUUUUUUCUAUUUAUAACUUUUUUUUUAUGUGAUUGCUUUAUGUAAAAUGACACAACAAAGUUUGCCUUAGUGAUUCAAGGGACAAUCUUCCAUAACUUUGGUCGCACGCCGCAUCCCGCUGAGAAAAACUCUCAGCUAAUUUUCUGGCCUAUUUAUUAAACAGUAUCAACUGACUUGAUUAAA